Molecule: messenger RNA, 9468 nt
Organism: Entelurus aequoreus (snake pipefish)
Lineage: Eukaryota; Metazoa; Chordata; Actinopteri; Syngnathiformes; Syngnathidae
Gene: plxnb3
Product: plexin B3
Exons: 36
Coding region: 244-5970 (1908 amino acids)
Biological process (GO): regulation of cell shape; regulation of GTPase activity; semaphorin-plexin signaling pathway involved in axon guidance
Cellular component (GO): semaphorin receptor complex
Molecular function (GO): semaphorin receptor activity; protein binding
Source: RefSeq, a predicted model, not a curated record
ACCUCAGUUUUACGUUUUGGCCCACUUUGUGUUUGAGUUCGACACCCGUGCUGUAUAUGGUUGCGGUACAGUAGUUGGUACCACAGGAGCGUCAGAUUAGCGUGCCAACGCAGAACGGGCGGGCGGGGCGGUGUCUCAGCGGACCUGUUGUGCGGCUCUUUUCGCUGGUCGUGACGGUUUGACUCGCAGGGGCGUCUGGAAGUUUCUCUCACGCACCGCCACCGCAGGUGAGGAGGAGCCGCCAUGUUGGCCUCCUGGACCCCCCCGUCUCUCCUCCUCCUCCUCCUCUUCCUCCUGCCCUCGGACUCCUCGGUGCGCUGGGUGAGCCUGCGCGGCGCCCCCCUCCGCCACCUGCUGCUGGACCCCCAGUCCGGGUGGGUGUACGUGGGCGGGGUGGACCACCUGUACCAGCUGACCUCGGACCUGGAGCCCGUGUUCCAGGUGAAGACGGGCCCCCACCUGGACUCCCCCGACUGCCUGCCCCCCAUCAUACCCGCCCACUGCCCCUCGGCCAGGCCCACCCACAACCACAACAAGCUGCUGCUGCUGGAGGCGGGGCCGGGGGCGGAGCCCGGCAGCGUCAUCGUCUGCGGCUCGCUCUACCAGGGCAUCUGUGAAAAGAGGAGUGUGUCCAACAUCUCCCAGCUGGUCUACCAGUCGUCCAACCCGGUGGACACGGAGUACGUCGCCGCCAACGACCCCCACGUAUCCACCGUGGGCAUCGUGCUGACCACGGGGGGCGGAGCCGACGGCUCGAUGCUGCGUUUCAUGCUGGUGGGGCGGGGCUUCACCGGCAAGGGCCUGGGCGACAUCCCGCCCAUCACGGCGCGCCGUCUUUACCCGGCGGUCUUCCCUCGCCGCGCCUUCGGCCAGGAGGACGAGCUGGGCAAGCUGACCAUCGGCAGCUACUCGGAGUACGACAGCCACUUCGUCAAGGCGCUGGCCAUCGGCGACCACGUCUACUUCCUCUUCUCGCGGCGGGACGUGCGCUACAAGAGGGAGCACGGCACCUACAUGGCCCGCCUCUGCGUCGCCGACCGCGACUUCGACUCCUACGUGGAGGUGCCGCUGCUCUGCCGGGGUGGCCACAACCUGGCCCAGGGGGCGUGGCUCGGCCGGCGCUCGGGAAAGCCCGCGCUCUUCGUGGCCAUGGCGGCCGGCUGGGCGCCCACGUCGGUGUCCACGGACAAGUCGGCGCUGUGCAUCUACGGCGUGGAGGAGCUGGACGCCGCCAUGAAGGCGGCGCGGGUGUCGUGCUACACCAAAGGAGGGCGCGGGGUCAAAGGGCAGGAGGAGGAGGCCUACGUGGUCUACACGUCCUCGUCUCACUGCCUCACCCUCCCCGAGUCGUCCGUCUCCAAGUACCCAUGCGGGGGGGAGCACACGCCCAGUCCCAUCAGCAGCGUCAAGCCCCUCGAGGCCACGCCCGCCUACACCGCCGCCACCCGCCUGACCGCCGUCGCCUCGACAACCGAGGCCGGGCACACGGUGGCGUUCGUCGGGGACCGCGAGGGACGACUGCACAAGGUUCUGGUGCGGCCGGACGGGUCGGGGGAGCGGUACGGGAGCGUGCUGGUGGACGACGGCAGUGCGGUCAACGCCGACCUCCUGUUGGACGCCGGCGAGCAGAACCUCUUUGUGAUGACCAGCAGCAGGCUGUCCAAGGUCCCCGUGUCGUCAUGUGACCAACACGCCGACUGCCAGUCCUGUCUGGCCACCAGAGACCUGUACUGUGGCUGGUGUGUGCUGGAGGGAAGAUGUUCCCGCCAACACGAGUGUGAGCGCCACCUUCAGGCCAACAACUGGAUCUGGAGCUUCGACCAGUCCAAGCGGUGCGUGACGGUGCGCAGCGUGCAGCCGGCCAAUCAGAGCAGAGACGAGCAGACUCAGGUAACGCUGUCCCUGGCCCUGCUCCCCGUCCUCUCGGCGACCGAGUCUCUCUCCUGUGUCUUUCGCGGCCUUCCCCCUGGCCCCGCCUCCAUCGCCGGCACCAGCGUCACCUGCCGCUCCCCCUCGCCGGAGCUCCUGCCGCCGCCGCCCUCAGGACGCGAUCACGUGACCCUGCCCGUGUCGCUGAUGUUUGGUCAGGUGACCAUUGCCGCGGCCGACGUGGCCUUCUACGACUGCGGCGCCGUCGGCCGCCUCAACCGCAGCUCCCAGUGUUUGGCGUGUGUGGACAGCGCCUGGAAGUGCAACUGGUGUCCUCUGGACCAACAAUGUACUCACAGAGACACCUGCGCCAGCCGACACGUCAUCCUCAACCAGAGAGUGAGCCUGUCCGCCUGUUUACCUGUCUGGCUGUCUCCCAACCCGUCUGUCUGCCAGCAGGACUCCUCCGGUCCGGGCCAGUGUCCUCUGGUCUUCGGUCUUCAGAGUUCCGCCUUGGUUCCCGUGGGCAUGACGAGCAGUGUGGUUCUGAAGGCGCGGAACCUGCAGGUCUACAAGGACGAGGCUCCCUAUGUGUGUGUGGUGGACCUGGAGGGUGUCCAAGUCAACCUGACAGCUGAUGUCCAGAAAAGCCAGGACAACACACACACUUUCACCUGCGGACCCCACCAGUUUGACUACGCUGUCAGUCAGCUGGUUUAUUCGGCGGCCAUCUUCCUGAGGACAGGAACCCGACGCAUCGACACUUUACCUGGUCUUCAACUCCAGUUGUACAACUGCUCGGCCGGCCAAUCAGAUUGCUCGCAGUGCCGGGCGGUCCCUAAGGAGUACGGCUGCGUGUGGUGCGGCGGAAGCCCCGCCCCCAGCUGCGUCUACAACCAAUCGUGCGCCGGCGUGCCCGCCGACACCUGCCCGCCCCCGCAGAUCACGCAGGUGCACCCCCGCUCCGGUCCACUGGAGGGCGGAGUCUUAUUGACCAUCAGCGGCAGCAACAUGGGGAUGAGCUACCACGAUGUGAUGGGCGGAGUCACGGUGGCAGGUGUGCUGUGCCCCCCCCAACCUGAAGAGUACCAAAUAUCCACCAGGGUUGUGUGUCGACUGCAGGCCAGCCAGAAGCAGAGGGCGGGGCCUGUCCUCGUUACCGUGGGAACAGGCCCACCAGGAAGGUCCAUCAUCAACUUCAACUAUCAGGACCCUCGGAUCCUGGACCUGACCCCUAACAGAGGUCCACUCUCUGGAGGGACCCGGGUGACCGUCAGAGGACGACAGCUGCUGACGGGCCAGACGUCCAACCUGAGCGUCUUCCUGGGGUCACACCCCUGCUACACACUGGAUGAGGUCAGCGACAAGCAGCUGGUGUGUCAGACUCCUCCCAGGAACCAGACCGGCAAAGUCCUGGUCCGGGUUUUGUUCGGUAAGGCGGAGCGUUCCAGUCCCAACGUGACGUUCCGCUACGUGGAGGACCCCGUCAUCACCAACGCCACGCCUACGGAGAGCUUCUACGCCGGCGGGCGUGUGGUGGUGGCGAGCGGCAGGAAUCUGGACGUGGUGCAGCGGGCGGUCAUGUCCGUGUGGGUGGAGCCCGUGGACGUCCAGAGGGUGCGGCGCAGAAGGCGGGUGGCCCUGCUCAGCGCCAGGCAGCAGGUGGUCUUCAACGGCACCAUGGAGACGGUGUCCGAGCGCUGCGCCGUCCUGUCCUCCUCGCAGAUGACCUGCCCCACCCCUGCGGUCCCCCCGGAGGUCCAAGUGAAGGGCGUCUGGUUCCAGAUGGACAACGUGCGAGUCCAUUACGAGAGCAUCAAGGGCAAGACCUUCACCUACCAUCCCAACCCUCGCCUCUUCCCUCUCAACCGAGAAGCGCCGGACGCGCCGUAUCGCUUCAAAGCCGGCGGCGUGAUCGCCGUGGAGGGCGAGGACAUGACGCGCGCCAUGUCCAGACAGGAAGUGACGGUUCUGCUGGGAGACCAGGAGUGCGAGGUGAAGACCUUGGACGGCACUCACCUGUACUGCGAGCCUCCCGCGGUCCAGCCAAUGAGUGCGGACGACAGCGGCGGUCUUCCCCGCCUCCAGGUGCUGAUGGGACACCUGCAGGUGGACUUGGGCACGGUUCAGUACGACGGCGACUCUCUGCUGCCCCCCAUCCCGCUGGCCGCUCAGAUCGGUCUGGGGGCGGGGGCGGCGCUCGUCAUCCUGUCGGUGCUGGUGGUCAUCCUGGUGUACAGGAGGAAGAGCAAGCAGGCCCUCAGAGACUACAAGAAGGUCCUGUUGCAGUUGGAAACCUUGGAGAUCAACGUGGGCGAUCAGUGUCGCAAGGAGUUCACCGACCUGAUGACGGAGAUGAUGGACCUGAGCAGCGACGUGGGAGGACCAGGUCUCCCCCUGCUGGAUUACCGCACAUACGCGGAGAGAGUCUUCUUCCCUGGCCACCAGGCGGCGCCUCUGAGUCGGCACCUGGAUCUGCCGGAGUCCAGGAGGCACACGGUGGAGCAGGGCCUCCGUCAGCUCAACAACCUGCUCAACAACCGGCUCUUCCUCACCAGGUUCAUCCACACGCUGGAGGCCCAGCAGGGCUUCUCCCAGCGCGACCGCGGCUACGUGGCCAGCCUGCUGACCAUGGCGCUGCACGACAAGCUGGAGUACUUCACCGAGGUCAUGAAGACUUUGCUGCAGGACCUGGUGCAGCAGUACGUCGCCAAGAACCCCAAACUCAUGCUGAGAAGGACAGAGACGGUGGUGGAGAAGAUGUUGACCAACUGGAUGUCCAUCUGCCUCUACUCCUACCUCAAGGAGGUGGCGGGCGAGCCCCUCUACAUGCUCUACCGGGCCAUCAAGUACCAGGUGGACAAAGGCCCGGUGGACGCGGUGACGGGAAAGGCCAAGAGGACGCUCAACGACAGCCACUUGCUCCGUGAGGACAUCGACUACUGUGCCGUGACUUUGACAGUCCUGGUGAAGAACGGAGCUGAAGUCCAACCGUGUCCCGUCAAAGUGCUGGACAUGGACACCAUUACACAGGUGAAGGACAAGAUCCUGGACCAGGUCUACAGAGGAGCGGCGUUCUCUCAGAGACCGGCGGCGGACACCUUGGACUUAGAGUGGCGUUCGGGUCAGGCGGGUCACCUGACGCUGUCGGACGACGACGUCACAGCCGUGGUUCAAGGCCGCUGGAAACGACUCAACACGCUGCAGCACUACAAGGUUCCAGACGGCGCCACAGUCGCUCUCGUCGCGCGGUCGCAGAGUUCCAGCGGCGCUCGAGUCAACCAGGUGUUCCAGACUGGAGAAAAAACGCCGAUGCUGGAGAGCGAAGAAGAGGAGGGGCUUCGACUUUGGCAUCUGGUGAAGAGCAGCGAAGACCCCGACAUCCCCAAACACAGGAAGAGCAGCAUGAGGGAGAGGGAGCGAGCCAAAGCAAUACCUGAGAUUUACCUGACCAGACUGCUGUCCAUGAAGGGGACCCUGCAGAAGUUUGUGGACGAUGUGUUCGUGGCCAUCCUGAGCACCAAGCGUCCUCCUCCCAUCGCCGUCAGGUUCUUCUUCGACUUCCUGGACGACAUGGCGGAGAAACACGGCAUUGACGACCCGGAGACCGUCCACAUCUGGAAGACCAACAGUCUCCCUCUCAGGUUCUGGGUCAACAUCCUGAAGAACCCUCAGUUCGUGUUGGACGUGCAGGUCUCAGACAGCAUCGACGCCGUCCUGUCCGUCAUCGCCCAGACCUUCAUCGACUCCUGCACCACCUCCGAGCACAAAGUGGGACGGGACUCUCCGGUCAACAAGCUCCUCUACGCCAGGGAAAUCCCUCGCUACAAACAGCUGGUGGAGAGGUACUACAGUGACAUCCACAGUGCCGCGUCUGGAUGCUACCAGGAGAUGAACUCCACUCUGACCGAGCUGUCAGGGAGUUUUGCCUCCGAGAUGAACAGUCUGGUCGCACUUCAUGAACUCUACAAGUACAUCAACAAAUACUACGACCAGGUCAUCAUGUCCCUGGAAGAAGACAACAGUGGUCAGAAGAUGCAGUUAGCAUACAGACUGCAGCAGGUCGCCGCCCUGGUGGAGAACAAAGUCACUGACCUCUGAUGACUCCAGGAGGACACUUCCUGUUCACUGAGGACACUGUGUGUGUGUGUCUGUGUGUGUGUGUGUGUGUGUGUGUGUCUGUGUGUGUGUCUGUGUGUGUGUCUGUGUGUGUUGUGUGUGUGUGUGUGUGUGUGUGUGUGUGUGUGUGUGGUCCCCACUAUGACAAUCUAACUUGCACUACAGUCCUGUCACAAAGCACAAGUGGUCACAUGUCAAUCAAGUGGUCACAUGUCAAUCAAGUGGUCACAUGACCGAUCAAUGCUGACUAAUCGUGAAGGCAGCAGCACUUGAUGGACGUCACAUCAGGACCGGGAUCUUGUCCUGGGUCCCACCAGGUGACAUGUGGACAAACAAGUGUGUGUGAUUGACAGGUGUGUGCGGGGCCAAUGAGGCGGGUGCGCACAAGCUCCGCCUCCAGUGACUAACUUAUGAGUGUACAUACUAAGUCCUAUUUAAAGUUAUUUAUCCCAGCUGUGCCUUCGCCCUGGCAGCCAGGUAACUUCCUGUUGGAAGCGCAGGGAGCCACCACACAAGUCAAGGGGCGGGGCGGGCGUUGUUGCUAACGUCGGAGGAAUGUAGAGGCCGUGACUAUACCAGCACAAAAUGGUUAACCAGCUAACGCGGAAUUGUUAACGAACUAACACGACGGGUGUUACAACAAAAUUGUUAACGAGCUAGCAUGUCAGGUGUUAGCACCUAAUUGCUAGCGAUCUUACACAACAGGUGUUGGCACAUAAUUGUUAGCAAGCUAACGCAACAAGUGUUAGAACGAAUUUGUUAACGAGCUAGCAUGUCAGGUGUUAGCACCUAAUUGUUAGCAAUCUUACAAAACAGGUGUUAGCGCAAAAUUCUUAGGGAGCUAACAUGACAGAUGUUAGCACAGAAUUGUUAACGAGCUAGCAUGUCAGGUGUUAGCACAAAAUUGUUAGCAAGCUAACGCGAAAGGUGUUAAAACAUAACUGUCAGCAAGCUAACAUGACAUGUGUUAUCGCAAAAUUGUUAGCUCGCUAACAUGACAGGUGUUAGCACAAAAUUGUUAGCGUGCUAGCACGACGGGUGUUAGCACAUAAUUCUUAUCGAGCUAACGUGACAGAUGUUAGCACAAAAUUGUUAGCGAGCUUACAUGACAAGUGUUAGCACAAAACAUUUAGCAAGCUUACAUGACAGGUGUUAGCACAAAAUUGUUAGCGAGCUACCGCGACAGGUGUCAAAACCAAAUGGUUAGCUUGCUAACAUGACAUGUGUUAGCACAACAUUUUUAGCGUGCUAACAUGACAGGUGUUAGCACAAAACUGUUGGCACGCUAACAUGACAGGAGUUACCACCUGAUUGUUAGCGAGCUGACAUGACAGAUGUUAGCACAAAAUUGUUAGCGAGCUAACACGAAAGGUGUUAGCACGCUAACAUGACAAGUGUUAGCACAUAAUUGCUCGCGAACUAAUGUGACAGGUGUUAGCACUUAAUUGUUAGUGAGCUAGCACGUAAAUUGUUAGCGAGCUAACAUCCGAUCCACUUUAUUUAUAUAGCACAUUCAAACAACAAAAAUGUUAAAAACAAUAUUCAAAUAUUAUCCUUAGCUCCACCAAUGACUGAAUAAAAACAAAAAAAUAAAUAAAUAUAAAAACAAUAUAAAAAUAAAUAUGAUUAAAAAUGAUUUUAAAACGGUAAAACCAAUUAAAACAAUAAAUAAAAACGUUACAACAUGACAAAUGUUAGCACCUAAUUCUUAGCGAGCUAACACGACAGGUGUAAGAAGAAAAUUGUUAGCGGCCCUAACAUGACAGGUGUUAGCACCUAACUGUUAGCAAGCUAACAUGACAGGUGUUAGAACCUAACUGUUAGCGAGCUAACAUGACAGGUGUUAGCACCUAACUGUUAGCGAGCUAACAUGACAGAAGUAAGCACCUAAUUCUUACCGAGCUAACACGACAGGUGUAAGAACAAAAUUGUUAGCGGGCUAACAUGACAGGUGUUAGCACAAAACUGUUAGCGAGCUAAUCUAACAAGUGUUAGCUUGUAUAAAGACUGUAUGUUAUCUACAAAGAUGUUUUUUUCUGAGUUUUUAAGCAUGCAAAACCGCUAAAUCCGUUCGCAUGUUAGCAAUGUAAACAUCUUUCGCGUAUGACAUGCUAUAAUCUUGCGGUUUUUGGCGGCAAGCACAUCCGGCGCCACUCUAGCUUUCCGGACUAACUUGACAUGCAUGUUGUUGUUUUUUUGUUUUUUUUACGGUUGUCUUCUGACACCAACCAGCGGGCGUGACUGAAGCCAAAAUGGAUAAGACAAUAAGAAAAAAGAGAGAGAAAAAAAAGCAAUAAUAUUAAUAACGAUAAAAAGCACAGGGCUGUUUUUCCAACUAAUCGUCAGUCUUUGUUCAUGUACAUAUUGUCAGGUUCAAACAUCAGACAAGAAGCAAGGAAAUAAACAGAGACAGGAUUCAAUUUUGCUCAAUUUGAGGAGAAACAUGUCGACCUGUAACCUCUUACAGUGUCACCCCCGCUCUGAUGAAAAAAGGUUCACGUCUCCUCUUUUAUUUGGAUAUUCCCUGUUUACACAACAACAGCUGUUUCUAAAGGAAUGGUAUGUAUGUAAACACACAUUGUUUUUGGUCACAUUAACACAAAAGAAAAAGAUGCCUCAGGCUUGGACUGGUCCUGGAUCGAGCUUGGGCAAGUCUUGGAUCACCCCCGUCUCCUCCCAUCGUACUCAGCGGAAUUUUCCAAGCCUUUGACUUGGUGCAACAAAGACAGCCUCUUGUUUGUUCACUGGGAACUGAGAGAACGGAAAGUUUUUUGAUCAAUUUUCCGGACACAUAUUCUUAUAAUGCCACUUCUUUUUAUGGACGUGAUGUCGUCGUAAAAAAAAUACAACUUUGAAAUGGACACUCCGGAAAAAAAAAAAAGCGUUGAUCGAACGCUCCAUUUUUUUCUUCUUCUUCUUGGUCUGCUGCGUCUUUUCCUCCAUUUUGUCUUUUCGCCUGCUUUGUCUUUGUGGACUUCUUAUCGAUUUUUGCAUGCGUGUGAUGAUGAUGACGACGACGAUUAAGGCACAAAGAUGAUGAAGAUGCGUAACCUGAUCUCUGUACAGUUUUUUGGGGGAUGACACUUGCACUUUGUUACUUUUUUCUACAAGACGUGCAGGAAUGUUGUCACCUUUUUUUUUUUUUCUACGGACUGUGCGAAUGUGAUGUAAAUAAGGAGAAUGCUGAGGGUGACGACGUGUUUGUUUUUGCGAGAAGGCCAAAACACUUUGUAACGGGACAACAAACAUUAAAGUAUCGUUUUUAACAUUUACCUGUUUUUGGCUGGCUCGACUUUGUUCGUCAAUAAUCGAUCAAUCGCUUGGAAAACUGUGAAGGUAAAUGCUGACAGAAUGUAGUAUGAAUGGAAGAAUGGUUUGAAUUUCCAGGAAAACCGGAAUUUGGUUCCGAGCUUGGGAAAGUGUUAGUUGGAUGAGUGGAGUGUGUUGAUGUUGGAAUUAGGGUUGGGCGAUAUAUCGAAU